Messenger RNA from Drosophila virilis, 261 nucleotides. Its product is annotated as small integral membrane protein 13. The record is from RefSeq and is a predicted model, not a curated record. Lineage: Eukaryota; Metazoa; Arthropoda; Insecta; Diptera; Drosophilidae.
CUGUGAUUAUUUGUGAUAUUUAGAAUGUCCUUGCAAACGGGUCUGGCAUUCAUUUUCACAAUAUUAGCCUCCGUUAGCAUUGUAGCUGCCAUUAUUUUGUUGGGCUGGUUUUUGAUUUGGAAGGCCUUUCUAUCAAAAUUUCGUCUGGUGCGCGAACUGUUGGGACAAGAGGAGCCGGAGGAGCAGCAGCUUGUCGGUGGGGAGCAAAAUCAAAACGCACGAGCACGCAAAGCGCGACGUGAUUAAAUAAAUUACACACAC